Molecule: messenger RNA, 1822 nt
Organism: Cavia porcellus (domestic guinea pig)
Lineage: Eukaryota; Metazoa; Chordata; Mammalia; Rodentia; Caviidae
Gene: Pltp
Product: phospholipid transfer protein
Exons: 16
Coding region: 172-1656 (494 amino acids)
Biological process (GO): ceramide transport; phospholipid transport; high-density lipoprotein particle remodeling
Molecular function (GO): phosphatidylcholine binding; ceramide transfer activity; ceramide binding
Source: RefSeq, a predicted model, not a curated record
AAAGACUGCGGGAAGCGCGCAACCCGCCAGACCCAGCUGCCGGAUCCCCAGUGUGGCCAGUCGCCCCACGUGACCACGCCAUCCCCCAGCUCCACCGCCGAGUGAGUUGCGGCUGCCUCCGCAUCCCACUCCCAGACCCUCGCUGAGCCGCCAGCCCGGGGCCCGCUCGCCAUGGCCCUCUUCCCGGCCCUCCUCCUAGCUCUGCUGGCUGGCGCUCACGCGGAGCUCCCGGGUUGCAAAAUCCGCAUUACAUCCAAGGCUCUGGAGCUAGUGAAGCAGGAGGGGAUGCGCUUUUUGGAGCAAGAGCUGGAGACCAUUACCAUCCCAGACCUGCGGGGAAAAGAGGGCCAAUUCCACUACAAUAUCACUGAGGUGCAGGUUACUGAGCUGCAGCUGAAUUCCUCUGAGCUCCAUUUCCAGCCUGGGCAGGAGCUGAUUCUGCAAAUCACCAACGCUUCCUUGGGGUUGCGCUUCCGGAGACAGCUUGCCUACUGGGUCUUCUCUGAUGGGGGCUACAUCAAUGCUUCGGCGGAGGGUGUGUCCAUCCGCACAGGUCUGCAGCUCUCCCAGGAUCCCACCGGCAGAAUGAAAGUAUCCAAUCUCUCGUGCCAGGCCUUUGUCUCCAGAAUGCAUAUGACCUUCGGGGGAACCUUCGGGAGGUUGUAUGAUUUUCUGUCCACAUUCAUCAUUUCUGGGAUGCGCCUCCUACUCAACCAGCAGAUUUGCCCAGUGCUCUACCACUCAGGGAUGAUCUUGCUCAACUCCCUCCUGGACACCGUGCCUGUGCGAAGUUCUGUGGAUGAGUUGGUUGGCAUAGACUACUCCCUCCUGAAGGAUCCUGUGGUCUCCACUGACAAUCUGGACAUGGAAUUCCGGGGGGCAUUUUUCCCCCUGGCUGAGGGGAACUGGAGCUUCCUCAACCGGGCAGUGGAGCCCCAGCUGCAGGAGCAGGAGCGGAUGGUAUAUGUGGCCUUCUCUGAGUUCUUCUUCAAUUCUGCCUUGGAGAGCUACUUCUGGGCAGGAGCCUUCCGGUUGUCACUGGAGAAGAUGCCAAAAGAUCUGGAUAUGCUGCUAAGGGCCACCUACUUUGGGAGCAUUGUCUUCUUGACCCCUGCAGAGAUCAAUUCCCCACUGAAGCUGGAGCUUCAGGUCACUGCCCCACCACGCUGCACCAUCAAACCCUCGGGCACCACCGUCUCCGUCACUGCCAGUGUCAGCAUCUACCUGGUCCCGCCCAACCUGCCGGAGAUCCAGCUGUCCAGCAUGAUCAUGGAAGCACGUCUCAGUGCCAAGAUGGCGCUCCGGGGCAAGGCGCUGCGCGCACAGCUGGAACUGAGCAGGUUCCGAAUCUACUCCAACCAGUCUGCGCUGGAGUCGCUGGCAAUGAUCCCACUUCAGGCGCCUCUGAAGACCGUGCUGCAGAUUGGGGUGAUGCCCAUGAUCAACGAACGGACCUGGCGCGGAGUGCAGAUCCCUCUACCUGAGCGGAUCAGCUUUGUGCGUGAGGUGGUGACGAACCAUGCGGGCUUCCUCACCAUCGGGGCUGACCUCCACUUUGCCAAAGGGCUGCGCGAGGUGAUUGAAAAGAACCAGCCUGCCAACACCAAAGACACCCAGGCAUCCAGUGCCCCUCCGCCCUCCACGGCAGCUGCCUGAGCCCUCCACUCCAACCCUGGUAGCCCCUCUCAGCUCUUGCCUCUGGCCCUCCACAGCCUAGUAGGAUCCCGCCAGCCCCCAGUGCCACAGAGAAGACAAGUUCUGAAGUUGUAUUCAAUUUAAUUCCAUAAUCAUUUCUGUCAAUUACAAUCCGUCCACGCCUCCC